Molecule: messenger RNA, 858 nt
Organism: Penicillium vulpinum
Lineage: Eukaryota; Fungi; Ascomycota; Eurotiomycetes; Eurotiales; Aspergillaceae
Product: PaaI family thioesterase
Exons: 2
Coding region: 1-858 (285 amino acids)
Source: RefSeq, a predicted model, not a curated record
AUGUCAAAUCUUUCACAAACAGCGCGUCGGCUCUUCCGAUCGCAAACCCUUUCAGCAUUCAGAACAUACUCGCCCGCAGCUCCAAUUGCGCGUCUUCACCAACAAGGUCCAACACGGUCGGCAGUGGUUCACGACCAAGCACUGCCCAGCCAAGCAGAAACACCCUCAUUCCUUUCUCAAGCCCAAUCACAGUCACCACAGCAUGAGCGAACAACCCUCGAGACUCUUGUUUCUCAAAUUCCUCUCGUCCAAACCCUCCGCGAAACCCACAGCACCUACAAAGAAACACGUCCUCAUCUCGCAAUCCCACCACCCAUCAGACAGCAUCAUUUCGUGGGCGGAAGCUUGGAUGGUCCAGGCAAGCUUGCAUUCGCACCAUACAUGUGGCUGUCAACAGGCAAGACUGGAGCACAAUCCGAAAGCAACGACCGAGCCAGCAACGUCGUGUCUGUAUUUCACAUCGGUCAGGACCUAUGUGGUCACCCCGGCUUUGUGCAUGGUGGUCUUCUCUCUGUUCUCUUUGAUGAGGUGUUUGCGCGCUGCGUCUCUGCAGCUUUCCCCAGCGGGCUGGGUAUGACGGCGAAUCUCAAUGUGAAUUACAGAAAGCCUGCUCUUCCUGACCGUAUGUAUGUGCUGCGCACGAAGACGGUUAAGGUUGAGGGUAGGAAGGCUUGGGUUGAGGGGAAGAUGACUUAUCUUCCUUUGGCUUUGCCUCUUUCUACGGACUCGCAUGGCGUCGUUUCUGAUGCUACUCUGCUACAGGAAGACAGUGAAGGUGCGGUAAUGGUUGCUGAAGCUACGGCUUUGUUUAUUGAGCCUAAAUUUGCAGAUUCUAUGGUGUCGAUUUAUUCGAACUAA